AAAAUAGUGAAAUGUCAAAAAAUGUAAACAACACAAACGAAAACAAACAUUGCUUAUUUUCUUCAAUUUAUUUCUUUAAUUUUACUAAUAAAUAGCCAUGAAAACGGAUGCAGAAAAAACCAUUGAGAUUCUCGAAGCGAGUGAACGCGUGGCUGAUAAGAUAUUGGUAAACAAACAGGAGAUUAUCGACUUGGAUAAGCGGCGCCAGGCAAAUCGCGAAGCCUUGCGCGAAUUGAGAAAGUCUCAGGAGGGAAAACACUGGAUUUCCGUUGGGAAUCUCCUUGUGGAAAUGCCAAGGAAGAAAGCAGAAGAACUUCUGGUUAAAGAUCAGGGGGUUAUCGACAGUGAUAUUGAGAGGCUGAGAAAUGAGCAAAGGAAGCUGGUUAAUGAACUUCGGGACUUGGAACACUUGUCACCAGCUAAGGGAUUUGAUAUGAAACCCCUUGCAAGGGAUGAGAUGUCGGCCCUGCAGGCUAAUUUGCUUAAUUUUAGGUAAUUCUUUGAUGUAAUUUUAAACUAAUAAUAUCUCUUCUGCUGGAUGUUAAUUAAAAACGAUUUACUUGUAUAAAAA
Lutzomyia longipalpis is the source of this 571-nucleotide messenger RNA. It is a transcript of the gene Pdrg1, whose product is annotated as p53 and DNA damage-regulated protein 1. The transcript has 3 exons. Bases 98 to 496 code for a protein of 132 amino acids. Gene Ontology annotation, biological process: protein folding. Gene Ontology annotation, cellular component: prefoldin complex. NCBI's taxonomy places the organism in Eukaryota, Metazoa, Arthropoda, Insecta, Diptera, Psychodidae. The record is from RefSeq and is a predicted model, not a curated record.